This is a messenger RNA of Klebsormidium nitens, 1242 nucleotides long. The record is from the annotation of a GenBank genome assembly. Lineage: Eukaryota; Viridiplantae; Streptophyta; Klebsormidiophyceae; Klebsormidiales; Klebsormidiaceae.
AUGGGCCUUUCCUGCUCUUCCUUGGGCGCUGGCGCGAAAAGUGACGUCAUAUCUCCAGAGGACCUGCAUAAGAAGAACGUCCCUAUUUCUUGCCAAGGCGCUAGUGCAGAGCCGAAAGCAGAGAAAACUGCAGCCGUGGAUUUGAAGCCCACCCCCUCCGUCGUCAUCUCUUGGGUCCUUGAUGACGUUUUUAGAAACACGUGGGAACUGAGCAGAGAGGAGGGAGAAAUGCGUGAAGUUCAACUGGAGGCUCAUGCAAAUCGGCUGUGGAGUUGCUGGGAGAUGCACGGCGACGAAUUUGCUAUGGCUUUUGCCGAGGAACUCAUGGCACGUGUAGAAUUCAUAAUGUGCUCAGACAGUCAGCUUAGAGAGGUCGCUCCUUUUCUUGUGGGGCUGUUUGGUGCCUGCACAAGCGGCCCAAGCCUCCACAUCACAAGGGGUUCGCAGGAGCUUUGGCCUUUUGUUCUGGAGGAGAUCCGUCGGAAAAACGAGCGGUUGGCCCAUGGAGCGGAAUGGGCGGCACCUGAAACAACGGACUGGCGGUACAAAAUAUCUAACUUUCUCUUUUAUCUGAAGUACCACUUGAUGCAAUUUAGCGAAGGCGAACAGUCUACUGAAGCGUCAAGCGAUCUGAGGAAAGCAAUCGACAAGGUCACAUCAGAGCUUAGGAUGGAGCAGAAGAAAGCACAACAAGAGCAAGCGGACAGGAAAGCUGAAGCGAAAAGACUAGCUAAAGAAGCGGAGCUCAAGGCCAAAAGAGAGCAGUUCAAGGCCAAAAGACAGAGAUUCAAAGAUUGCUUGAAAAGAGCGCCUUGGGACAAGGAAGAAGUGGCGGGCGAGGAGAAGGCCGACCCAGACUUACACAUCACCAGAGGUUCGCACGAGCUUUGGCCUAUCGUUUUUGAGGAGCUCCGCCGGAAGCACAAGCAGCUGGCCCGAGGAGCGGAAUGGAUGGCACCUGAAACGACGAGCUGGCGGGAGAACGCUCUUGAGCCUUUUCUCCGUUAUAUGGAGUCCGCACUACCUAAUCGCUACGAGGAAGUUCCGAGCCGUUUAAGAAACACAGUAGAAAAGCUCACAGCAGAGCUGUCGACUGAGCAGACAAGAGUGAGAGAAGCGCGGUACAAGGCCGAGAGGGAAGCUCAGGACGCGCAAUACAAAGCCAAACUGGAGCAGUUCAAGGCUUCUGUGAAAAAAGCGCCGUGGGACAAUGGAGCAUUGGCAGGCGAGGAGAAAGCAUGA